AUGUUUGCUGAUCCCCCGCCUUCCCAAGCACCGCGACAACAUCCUCCCUUCCUCCGCUACACCGCGCGGCCUCCGCUUUCCCCGACAAGCAGUUAUCACUCAGCCAACAUGGACGACGGCAUCAGUACCGGGGCCAGGAAUUCGCAUGAUGACGAUGCGUCUCGUCCUGCAGAGGACGACAACAAGUUUCAGAAGGCGAUUGGCGCAUGGCGCACAAUCGAUCUCACCACUCUCGUGCCACAACUCGAUACAGUGGCUUCUGAUCUAGUUGCACAUCAAAGGGACACGCUCACGCAGCGGAAAGAUCUCGCCCAAAAGACAAAGGACUUCAGAAAACUCGACGACCAAAGCAAGCUAAACGACAUCAAGGGCUUGCUCAAAUCCUACCAGGGUUUCAUCGAUCUCAUUUCCAACCAAUCCAAGACAGUCCAAGCCGCUUUCUUCCAACUCUACUCUCCACUCUCCGAAGCUCCCGACCCAUACCCCCUCCUCGAAGCCUCCAUAGACUCUUUGGUGACCGCAGAAGAGACGGUACCGAAGCUCACAUCAGAGAACCAACAUCUACAAAAGAACGUUGCGAAUCUCACUGCACAAUUGGAGGAAAUAGAGAAGAAGUUGGAAGAGGAGCGCGCCGCGCGCAAGGCAUUGGAAGACACAAGAGAUGGAAAGAUCAAGGAAGUAGAAGCUUCCUGGUCUGCGGUACUGACCGAGAAGCAGGAUAACUGGGAAGCCAAGGAAAAGAAUUUGGAAGAGAAGGUCGAGAACCAAGACCGCUUGUUGAAGGAACUCAAGGCUAGCUACGAGGUCUCGCAGAGGUUAGGGAGGGGAGAAGAUGCCGAAGGAGAGGCAACCCAGGGCGCCACAGUUGCUGAGUUGGAGAUCGUUAGCUCCGAGCUGGAGCGAACGAGCCAUCGUUUGGCUGAAGUCGAAGCUCGGAAUGAGCAGUUACGCCUUGAGCUGGCCCAGUCUGCAUCUGCACCUGCUGCCCAAAAUGUGGCGGUAGAAGAUGACCCAGCCUACCUCCGGCUGCGAUCCGAGAACUCGUCUCUUCUCCGUAAGCUCGAAACCGCAAGGUUCGAGAAAGAUUCCGAACGAACGCGCCUCGAGACGGAAACACGCAGUUUAGAGCGCGAGAUCAAGAGUCUGAAAGGUGAGAAGGAUGCACUGCGCGAGAAAGUUCAAAAGUGGAACGACUAUGACAACGUCAAGCAGGAACUCGAAGUGCUCAAGUCGAUCGAAUUUGCUACCGGUGAUGACGAUGACGAAGCCACAGAGAUUGCGCUGUCACAAAACGGUACUAUGAACAAAGGCAAAGGCGAAACGCUAGAGCAGUUGCUUCUCGCUCGUAAUAAGAAACUCAGCAAUGAGCUGACGGUCUUGCGAGUGUCGCACCAAGACUUGCAAAGCCGAUUGGAAGCACUGCAAGAGGAACUGUCCACCACAAACAUGGAGCUGGAGAAGUCUAGAAACCUGAAUGAGACACUAGAAGCAGACCUAGAGAAAGUGCAGCAAGAAGCGUCGAGUGCUUUUGACCCUUCCGCCAUGUCUGUGGCCGGCACGUAUACUUCCCGAUACCCACAGUCUUCUUUCGCUGGUACUCGACGGGGAGGGAGAUCAUCACCGACGUCGUCCAUCAUAUCUGGCUUCGACCCGGCGCACGCCCCUCAAUCGCUAUCCGCUCUUCGCGGUGAGCCUGUAGGCGGAGGCUCCGGAAUCCUCCCUAUGGUAACAGCGCAGAGAGACCGCUUCAAAAAGCGCAAUGCCGAGCUCGAAGCCGAGUUGCAGAAAACGUACCAAAAUGUAUCGUCUCUCCGUUCCGAGAUUGCAUCUCUGCAGAAAGAUAAUCUCGACCUGUACGAGAAAACGCGAUAUGUCUCCAGCUAUAAUCGCGGUCCAGCGACAUCAGCUCUACCUUAUUCCACCAACCCGAAUCCGUCCAAAAUCCACGUGUCGGACAGUACGUCUUCUGGGCUAACAAUGGAUCGAUACAAAUCUCAGUACGAAUCGAAUAUUUCGCCAUUCGCAGCAUUCCGCGGCCGUGAAACUGCGAGAUCGUUCCGGAGAAUGCAUGUCCUUGAGCGUAUGGUGUUUCGUGUAACGAAAUUCGUCCUUCAAACCAGAACAACGAGGAAUAUAUUCGCUUCAUAUCUGUUUGGGUUGCACUUCCUAGUAAUAUGGAUGCUAUUCAAUUAUGGCGGCACUCCACAGGCAGUCACAGUGGCAUCGGUGGCGAGUGGCCCUCUUGCGGCUACUGCACAAGAGGGGCUUGAUACCAAAGGAUCGUGAGCAUCUGUAGUGGACGAUUGUAGGAUCAUCAGGUGGCGUUUUCAUCGCCUUCCAGUCUCUAUCCUUGAUGGUGCUGAGCGCGAUCAGUCGGAUAUUCAUCAUAAUGGGUUUGGCCGUUUCGGUAGAGGAUUGUUUUUCACUGUAUUACGAUAUCGAUGCGACAUUUCAAUAUCUCGAUGUCUCGGACAUCAAGUACGAUCAAUUUACUCAUCCCCAUAUGUGUUUCAAUCAGUAGAACUUCGAUUAAAUGAUUAUAUAUUACAAGAGGGGGUCUCGCAAUGGCUUGAGGCGUCACAUAACUCUCAAGUUCAGGUUGGUGAUAUCUGAUGGCACGUGCACUCGACACAACCUCGAAAAUCGUGCCCC
Molecule: messenger RNA, 2652 nt
Organism: Periconia digitata
Lineage: Eukaryota; Fungi; Ascomycota; Dothideomycetes; Pleosporales; Periconiaceae
Source: the annotation of a GenBank genome assembly